This is a messenger RNA of Anas platyrhynchos (mallard), 5686 nucleotides long. RefSeq names its product ADAM metallopeptidase with thrombospondin type 1 motif 10 (gene ADAMTS10). Lineage: Eukaryota; Metazoa; Chordata; Aves; Anseriformes; Anatidae. The record is from RefSeq and is a predicted model, not a curated record. Gene Ontology annotation, biological process: extracellular matrix organization; proteolysis. Gene Ontology annotation, cellular component: extracellular matrix. Gene Ontology annotation, molecular function: metalloendopeptidase activity.
GCUAAGGAUUGGAGUUCUGCGCCAAAUCACAGGUGACUAGGAAGAAGUGCUGCAGAGCUGUGACUUGACUGCUUGAAUGCAAAGAGCUUCUCCAACAGAUGCAUGGAUGGAGAAUCCCCCAAAUGUCUCAGUGAUGCAGCUCCUAUACAUGCUGCCUCCGAGCCUCUCUCUUAUUACUGCUCACUUCCUGAAAGGAGACUUUUUAGCAUAGUCUCUAGGUCCAGCGCUGCCUGGGUCUGACAGAAGAAGGUUAUUGAGGAAGGCAACAUAAACCCUCAGCCUGGAAACUUUCUGACACCCGCAGAACUGAGGGGGAGAGAGAAGCCUUUGGCUGCUGCUGGGAAAAAGAAAAAGAAAAAAGAAAAACAAAAGAAGCUCAAAGAAUUAAAAGGGGAAAAAGAAGAAAGAAGGGAAAACGCUAGAAAAAGGGGCAAUGCCACCGAGAACCUUUGAUUCCAAUUAGCUCAUGUUGACACCAUUGCACCGGCCUGAGCACAGCGCACUGCAAAGACACUAUUGGCUUCACUGCUUUGGGGAGCACGCGGAGUGGCUGAGGAUGCCUGUGGAGGAACUGAGGACUCCUGUCUCUACAUAAGCGGUGGCCGAGAGAGAGACAUGUUGGGACAGCGCCCUUCCAGCUGCCACAAUACUCCCUGCACUGAGACAAGCGUCGCUAACUAUGGCAAUCGCUUGGAGGCUUCUCACGUGGACAGUCAUCUUCACUGCAGCCCUCUGCAACUUUCUGGGUUACACUUUCCAGUCGCAAGAGGAGUUCCUCUCCAGCCUCGAUCACUAUGAAAUUGCGUUCCCCAUACAAGUGGACCAAAACGGGGACUUCCUCACCUUUGACAUGAGGAGCCAGCUGAAGCAACGCCCUCGGCGCAGUCUGGGCUCCUUGCCCUACGAGCCAUCUGAGCAGCAGGUUUUCUACAAAGUCUCUGCCCAUCGAACCCAGUUCCUUCUCAACCUGACACUGCACUCCAACCUGCUGGCUGAGCACUUCACUGUUGAAUACUGGAAGAGAGAUGGUGUGGACUGGCAACAUGAUUUCCACGAGGAUUGCCACUAUGCGGGCCACCUGCAGGAUCAGUACCUGAACUCAAAGGUCGCCAUCAGCAACUGCAACGGACUGCAUGGGGUGAUAGUCGCAGAUGAGGAAGAAUAUUUCAUUGAACCGCUGAGCCCGGGAGCCAACGUCAGCACAGGGAAUGAGGGCAAGGGCAGCCCCCACGUUGUGUACAAGCGAUCGUCUCUCCAGUACCCACACAUGGAUGCAGCCUGCGGCGUGCUAGAUGAGAAGCCCUGGAAAGGGAGGCACUGGUGGCUGCGGACACUGAAGCCCUCCCCGCUGAAGCCAUCAGGCAACCACAGCCAGCGAGGCCAGCUGCCCCUGAAGAGAUCCGUCAGCACGGAGCGCUACGUGGAGACCCUGGUGGUGGCUGACAAAAUGAUGGUGGGGUACCACGGCCGGCGGGACAUAGAGCAGUACAUCCUGGCCAUCAUGAAUAUUGUUGCCAAACUUUUCCAGGACUCGAGUCUGGGCAAUAUUGUCAAUAUCCUGGUGACCCGGCUGAUUCUCCUCACUGAGGAUCAGCCCACACUGGAGAUUAACCACCAUGCUGGAAAAUCCCUGGACAGCUUCUGCAAGUGGCAGAAAUCCAUUGUGAACAGGAAUGGCAACGGGAAUGCUAUCCCUGAGAAUGGCAUAGCCAACCACGACACUGCAGUGCUGAUCACCAGAUACGACAUUUGCAUCUACAAGAAUAAGCCCUGCGGCACCCUGGGCCUGGCCCCUGUGGGUGGGAUGUGCGAACGAGAACGAAGCUGCAGCAUCAAUGAGGACAUUGGGCUGGCCACAGCCUUCACCAUUGCCCACGAGAUUGGCCACACGUUUGGCAUGAAUCAUGAUGGGGUCGGCAACAGCUGUGGCUCCCGAGGGCAAGAAACAGCCAAACUGAUGGCUGCUCACAUCACCAUGAAGACCAACCCAUUUGUAUGGUCUACGUGCAGCAGGGAUUAUAUCACCAGCUUCCUGGACUCUGGGAUGGGAUUAUGUCUGAACAACGCUCCUCCCAAGCAAGACUUUAUCUACCCAACAGUGGCUCCAGGACAGGCCUACGAUGCAGAUGAGCAGUGCCGUUUCCAGUACGGAGUUAAAUCUCGCCAGUGUAAAUACGGGGAAGUCUGCAGUGAGUUAUGGUGUCUGAGUAAAAGCAACCGCUGCAUAACCAACAGCAUCCCUGCUGCAGAGGGGACCAUAUGCCAAACCAACACCAUUGAAAAGGGGUGGUGCUACAAGAGGGAAUGUGUGCCCUUCGGCACCCGACCAGAAGGCGUGGAUGGUGCCUGGGGAGCCUGGUCGUCCUGGGGAGAGUGCAGCAGGACGUGUGGUGGAGGCGUAUCAUCAUCCAUUCGCCACUGCGACAGCCCGCGGCCCACGAUUGGAGGCAAGUACUGCCUGGGAGAGCGGAAGCGCUACCGGUCCUGUAACACCGACGACUGCCCGCCAGGCUCCCAGGACUUCCGAGAGCUGCAGUGCGCUGAGUUUGAUAAUGUCCCUUUCCGAGGGAAGUACUACACCUGGAAGACAUACCGGGGAGGGGGUGUGAAAGCCUGUUCCCUCAACUGCUUGGCUGAGGGCUUCAACUUCUACACGGAGAGAGCAGCAGCUGUGGUGGAUGGGACGCCGUGCCGGCAGGACUCCAAUGACAUCUGUGUCAAUGGGGAGUGCAAGCAUGUGGGCUGUGACCGUGUCCUGGGCUCUGAUGUGAAGGAGGACAAGUGCCGUGUAUGCGGGGGAGAUGGCAGUUCCUGCGAGACCGUCGAGGGCAUCUUCAACCAGUCCCUGCCGGAGGGAGGUUACGAGGAGGUGAUCCAGAUUCCCAAGGGUUCCGUCCACAUUGACAUCCGGGAGCUGAACCUCUCCAUCAACUACCUAGCGCUGAGAGGGGAGGGUGGCGAAUACUACAUCAACGGGAAGCUCUCCAUCGACCCGCCACGACGCUUUGACAUCGCAGGCACCACAUUCCACUACAGGAGGUCCCCAGACGAGCCUGAGUCCCUGGAGGCCUUGGGACCCACCAAUGUCACCCUCUUUGUCAUGGUCCUCGUGCGGACAGAGCUGCAGGGGAUCCGGUACAAGUUCAACGCACCCAUCAGCAGGGAUGCCUCCAACCAGUACUCCUGGCACUACACCCCAUGGACCAAAUGCUCAGUGCUGUGUGCAGGAGGCAGCCAGAUCCAGUCCGUCGUAUGCAGGAAACUCUCCGAUAGCUUAACUGUCUCCAACCAUUUCUGCAACUCUGAAACCAAAAUGCCAGAGCGGCAGAGGCCAUGCAACACCGAGCCAUGCCCCCCGGCCUGGGUGAUUGGGAACUGGUCCGAAUGUAGCCGAAGCUGCAAUGAGGGUGUCCGCACGCGCAGUGUCUUCUGCAAGCGUAAGAUCUCUCCCACUGAGGAGAAGACCUUGGAUGAUGCCUCCUGCACCCAGCCACGGCCAAAGAUGCUUGAGCCUUGCAAUAACCAGACAUGCCCUCCAGAGUGGGUUGCCCUGGACUGGUCCGAGUGCACCCCCAGCUGCGGGCCGGGUUUCCGCCACCGCAUCGUGCUCUGCAAGAGCGGCGACCACAGCACAACGCUGCCCACCUCCCAGUGUCCUGAGGGCUCCAAGCCCCCCACCAGCAUGAGGUGCAACCUGCGGCGCUGCCCACCCCCACGCUGGGUGACUGGCGAGUGGGGAGAGUGCUCUGCGCAGUGCGGCUUUGGCCAGCAGAGGCGAUCCGUCCAGUGCCUGGCUCACACCGGGCAGCCAUCUGGCGACUGCCUGGAAACCCUGCAGCCUCCUGGCAUGCAGCAGUGCGAGACCAAGUGCGAGUCAGGACCCACAGACAACCCUGAAGAGUGCAAGGAUGUGAACAAGGUGGCCUACUGCCCGCUUGUCCUGAAGUUCAAGUUCUGCAGCCGGACGUACUUCCGACAGAUGUGCUGUAAAACAUGCCAGGGGCACUAGGAACAUGGUGACCCUGUGGGAAAACUGGAAGGCAAGAGCUGCGCCGAAGGGCCGCCGAGCCGGGCUCUUCCUCUCGCCCCGAGAACCUUCCCUGGGCCCAACACAGACACUGGUCGUGCUUCCGGUGGGAGCCGGCAUCACCCCACCUGUCCCCCAAAGACACGCACCCUUCGCCCCCAAGCAUCCCAAUGGCAGAUCCCAGUUAAACCACUGCCGGCUACUGCAGAGACCAUGGCCAAGCGUGAGAGGAGCCAGUCACCAUGGUGGGAGAGGGAGAAGCUGGGCAGAGCGCAGCAGCAGGGACAUUACUUGAAAUUCUGAUACUGUUAUUUAUUUAGUAGUGGACCCAGGUCCUGCAGGUGCUGAGGCGGUACCACUCGCCCUGCUCCUGCCUCAUCCUACACUGCUUCACGUCCCGAGGGGGUGCAAGCCAUCCCUGGGUGCCGCUGCCUUUCCCAAGGGAGACAGAGAGGAAUUUUCAGGUGCCAUGGGUGAUGUGAUGAGCAUGGUUUGUAGCCAUCAGCUUCUGGGUGAUGGACGAAGACAAGCUGCCAUGAGGAGUGGGGUGGGAGCAGGGAUAUUUGCUUCACUUGCAUCCUGUCACCUUGGGACCUGCAGCAGGUGAUGGAGAACAGGUCACUCAGUGAGUAGAGCGGUGACACCAGUUUAACUGGGAGAGGGACUUACUCAAACUCCCUUCACAACCUACUUUGAUUGGGGCGUCCCUGUAUUUUUCCUAAAAGCCCUUAUCACUAUUAUGACUGUUUUUCCUUUUGAAGACACCUCAAAGCGUGAGCUGAGGUCAGGGCUGAGGCAUGCUCGGCCCUGACAGUCACUUACGGGGUGUUGAGGCUGUGCUGGGCCGCAGGAAGCAAAGCUAGGGAGGAUGCUGGAGGAGAACUGUCCCACAGCAUCCCCACUGCCAAGCCAUGAACUGGGACCAGUCUGUGCCCAGUCCUGGCUGGGCCCUCCCCAGGGAAUGCCAUGGCCUCCUAUGGUGCUCUGCCUCCUAUGGUGCUCUGCCUCCAAGGGUGCUCUGCCUCCAAAGGCAGGCUCACUGCAUGCAGCUGUGGCCUCAGGGUACCAGUCCCAGUGCCAUGCCACUGCCCCCAGGAGACCUCCAGUGAUGGGAAAAGAGCAGGCUUGACAUUCCUCCAGGUCACCUCCUGGCCAGAUCUGGGCCAACGCACAUCUCCAAUGGGCCAUCACAGCCUGCUGGAGGAGACCUGAAUUUGCAAUGUACUAAGCAUGUGCUUUUUGUUACUAUUAUUAUUUUUGGGUCUUUCUGCAUCACAAAGAGGAGAAACCUUGUCCCAGGCCAGGUUCUGUUCCCCUUGGGGGUCAUCCUCAGGGUGCAGGGUCAAGAUCAGCCCUCUUUUCCCAGAGCAAGCCUCUCUGCCCUGCCAGCCCUGAUGUGUUACUCUACCGUCUGUAUUUUUACCCAGUCAUCAGCCGAUUGCAGCUUCUCUGGUGCUCAGCAAAUCCCCUUUGGCUGGCAAGCGGGCAUUAAUUUGUCUUCAUUCCCAGUGCAAUGCUCCAUUCUGACAUGUUGGGAGGGGGUGUUUUCACCUUUUUAUAUAGAUAUAUAUAAUGAAAAAUGUUUAAAAUACUAACUCUAAGGAGGAGCGUCGUAACGGCAUGAUUUAUAAUAAAGGAGUAGCUACAAUCCCAGGUGCA